Staurois parvus is the source of this 174-nucleotide messenger RNA. NCBI's taxonomy places the organism in Eukaryota, Metazoa, Chordata, Amphibia, Anura, Ranidae. The record is from the annotation of a GenBank genome assembly.
UGCCCCAUCAUAGGUGUCAGUGGGGGGAAUAGUGCCCCAUCAUUGCUGUCAGUGGGGGGAGGAAUAGUGCCCCAUCCUUGGUGUCAGUGGGGGGGGAGGAAUAGUGCCCCAUCCUUGGUGUCAGUGGGGGGAGGAAUAGUGCCCCAUCCUUGGUGUCAGUGGGGGGAGGAAUAG